AUGACUCAAGCCCCAGGCCUGUGUUUUCUCAGCCUUAUGUUAGCGCCGCUUCGCUUCCGCUUGCCCGAAGCAGGCCGCGCACUGCAUGAGAGCGAGAGGGGCACGCCGCCGGUGAAGCCCGCCACCGCGCACGACUCCAUAAACCGAGCGGCAAGGUUGGAUUUAGGUUUGGUGGCGCAAGCGGAGCGAGACGAGUGGAUGCUUCAUUCUAACGUCUGGGCCUCUGUUUGUCUGUUCCCAUGCUUGCCACGACAUGACAGCGGGAGGGGAGAACCACCAACCCCGAAAGUCCCUGGACCAACGGGUUUCCUGCAGUGAAAACUGCACAGGAACAAUUGGCCUGUUGAAGAAACAACUAGGGUGGGUUUUUCUUGGCAUGUGCGCCUGGUGCUACUUUUCGAUCUGAAGCAUCGCUGGCGAAUCCUGUCUUCUUCACGAAUUAUCAUUCGGAAGGCGUGUGAACUG
This is a messenger RNA of Parastagonospora nodorum SN15, 465 nucleotides long. RefSeq lists its product as hypothetical. Bases 1 to 318 code for a protein of 105 amino acids. The record is from RefSeq and is a predicted model, not a curated record. The transcript is spliced from 2 exons. Lineage: Eukaryota; Fungi; Ascomycota; Dothideomycetes; Pleosporales; Phaeosphaeriaceae.